ACAAAAGAUUCCAUUUUUCGAGGGAAGCUUCAGUCGGCGGCGGCGGUGGAUUGUCUCUAUCUCCAUCUCCAUCUCUCGCUCUGUUCCUCUAUCACGGCGUAGUCUUGUCUGAAUCCCGGAACUAUCAAUCAUUUGAAGGAAAGGAAGCGACUUUUUUUAUAAUCCUGAGAUUUUGGAGUAAUUGAUGGCGGCGAGCGCGAAUCCGACCGAAGGUUCAUCGGCGGCAGAGAAGAUAUCGGCGGCGGCUACGAACACUGUGAAUUCAGCGGAUAACGGUGGGAAUAAUACGAAAGUGGAUAAUAACUCAGAGACGAUAAGCGCGUUGAGGCAUAAUCCAGGGAUCUCUGUUGAUUGGACUCAUGAUGAACAAUCGUUAUUAGAAGAUUUGCUCGCCAAGUACGCGUCAGAGCCUACGAUAGUUCGUUAUGCGAAGAUUGCGAUGAAGAUGAAGGAUAAAACCGUCAGAGAUAUUGCUCUCCGUUGUAGAUGGAUGACUAAAAAGGAAAAUGGAAAGCGUAGGAAAGAAGAGCAUUCCUCAAGAAAAAGCAAAGAUAAGAAAGAAAAAACUACGGAUUCUUCUUCAGCCAAGUCCACAUCUCAUUUGAAUGUGCAUCCGAAUAAUGGUCCUGCAUACGCUCCUCCUAUGAUGCCUUUAGAUACUGAUGAUGGCAUUUCAUUUAAAGCUAUUGGUGGUGUGAGUGGAGAUCUUCUCGAACAAAAUGCUCAGAUGUUCAACCAAGUUUCAUCUAAUUUCUCUGCUUUCCAGAUACAUGAGAACGUCAAUAUCUUGUGCAAAGCUAGGGACAACAUCCUGGCGAUCUUGAACGACUUGAAUGACUUGCCUGAGGUUAUGAAGCAGAUGCCACCUCUUCCUGUGAAGGUGAACCAAGAGCUGGCGAACUCCAUCCUCCCUCGCCCGCCCCAUCAAAUGAAGUCGUGAUCGAUCUUAUAGAAGCCUAUUUUGAUGGUUUGAUUCUUAUCAAAGAAGAAAAGGGAAAUAAAUGGCGUGGAUGUAGAGUGUGUCCACUGGUAAUGAUAAACAGACACGGGGUUUUGUCUCUUUCGCAGUUUCGAUUGUUUCUCAAUGUUUCAGCAAACGGUUAGGGUUGUAUUCUUGUUUAGGAUGUGAAUAGAUUUCAAUUGUUUAUGGUAAAUGUCUUUGUAUAACAUUUGGUUUUCAAGCUGAAAGGUUUGAGAUUACAAGAGAUGCUGUGUUGUUAGUAA
Molecule: messenger RNA, 1224 nt
Organism: Raphanus sativus (radish)
Lineage: Eukaryota; Viridiplantae; Streptophyta; Magnoliopsida; Brassicales; Brassicaceae
Exons: 7
Coding region: 185-940 (251 amino acids)
Source: RefSeq, a predicted model, not a curated record